Molecule: messenger RNA, 2193 nt
Organism: Anisakis simplex (herring worm)
Lineage: Eukaryota; Metazoa; Nematoda; Chromadorea; Rhabditida; Anisakidae
Source: the annotation of a GenBank genome assembly
GCCAUCAAAUUUAGCGAUCGUAUUGAUCUUAUGGAGGGCGCUCUUGUCAGGAAUCCGGAACAACGCGGUAAUUUGUUUUCGUCACAGAUCACACUUGACGGUUACGUGAACUUUUUGAAGAAUGCCGUUGAGUCAAACAAAACGCUUUUCAUGAUCAGUACGGAUCCACGUGACGAGUUGCCAUCCAAGAAACUCGUUGGUAUGUUGCCACGGUACUUUCACAUUACAGCCGCGAUUGGUGUUUGUUCGAGUAAUGAAGGUGAUUUUAUGUCAGAUACAUACCGUAAUAUUGAAGGUCAACAAUCAGCGUUCCCUGGACUCGUGAGAGAUUAUGAAGUGAAUUCGCACAAAUUGGCUGUUGAAGGUGUCAUACCCAGACCGUUACCCCUGAAUUUUGCAUCACUGGAUCCCGUCGCUUUAGAAGCAUUGCGGCAGGCUCACUCACAUGGUCACUCUCACAACAAUGCUCAUGCUCAUAGUCAUGGACAUUCACAUGAUGGUAUGGAAUAUGCUCACGCAUUUGAAAAUCAUCAACAAAAUCAAGCACCACCACCACCACCACCACCCACUGUAAGCGGUUCAUUAGAUUUCUUUCAUUUUGCAAACAAGGCUCAAGUACCACCGUCACAAACACAGCAAAUAAGAAAUAAUCCACCUCCUGACAUUACCACCUCAUCGCAGCCGUUAUCAAAUGACGCCGCAAAAGUGCCAGCACAACCAGCGCCUGCACCUCAACAACCUCAACUACCCAAACCAGUGGCACAACAAGCAACGAAUAGUCAACCUCAAGCUGGUGUAGCUGCAGCACUUCCAACCACAGGAAAGACGCCCCAAGCAGUACCGUCAGAAGCUGGAGCGAUGCCUGGCGAUACACCUCAAAUGGACAGUGGUCAACAACUUCCCGCAGAUAACUCUCAGCAUGCUGGUGCUAGACCAGCGCUCAGAAACGUUCAACAACCAGCGGGAGCUCAAAGAGUUCCCCAGGGCAACCCACCAUCAUCGGGUGGUCAGUCGGUAUCCGGUGGUGUUCCUCAACCAGCGAGAGGUCAACCGCUGCCUGGAGAUAACCUUCAGCCAUCUGGUGGCCAACCGGUACCCGAAGGAACUUUCCAGGCAACAAAUGUGCAGCCAAUCACGCCAGAUUCACCUAAAACAGUCAUUGAGCAACCUGUGCCCGGAGCUGCCUCUCAACCAGCAAGCGCUCCACAGCCAGUAAAUCCUGAAGUAAAGCCGAUGGGUGCUCAGCCAUUGCCGAGCAGUAUUAACCAACGGGCUGGCGGUAGCGAUCAGCAAGUGCCCAACAAAGUAGAUAAUCAGUCGACAGGUCAACAAGGUCAAACGGUCACUCAUAAUGCUAAUCAGCAAACUAGUGGACAGUCCCUUCCUGGAAACUCGCAUCAGACAGUCGGUGGAGCUAACGUUGAUGGGGGUCAAUCUACGAAUGGUGAAUCUGUUCAAGUGUCAGCCAGUGGAAAUGUUAAAAAUGUGAUCGAUGGAAAGGAGGAUCCCCAGUUAACAGCGUCCAACAACGCGCAAAAUGUUAACCGACAUAUUGCCAAUCAACCGAAUUUGAAUAAUGCGAUCCGAGGGACACCAUGGGAAGAUGAAGAUGAAAUUGAUCGAUUCAUUCGUGAAGACAUGGAACGACAAGCGAUGAAAAUGCAAGGUGCUGCCUCGGUAGGAAUGGCUCGAGAAGCUACAAGCAACACUCUUGAUUCAUCAGCGCCAGCACCAUAUUCUACUCUAUAUCAACCGAAUGCGGAUGAUCAAGUACAGAAAUCGAUGACUUUUGAUGAGAUACCACUGAAUAGCGUUAUGCGAAAUGCUGAGUUGCAUGAAAUGCACUACCAGAAUCCAUCGCUAAACGCCAAUAUUAACGCGUUCGAUGAAAAAAAUCAGCAACAACACCAACAAAACAUUCUUGUUGUGGGUGGUGGUGGACUCGCUAGCUUACCACAACCAUCGAUGGCUUCAUUUUCAUCGAUACCCAUCUCGGAAAUUCCCGUUCUGAGCACCACUACGCAAUCACCGAGCGUCGCUCACCAUUCAGUCCCAACCACUAAUCAACCGACCCAAACAGUAUCGGGACUAUCACCCAUGGACGCUAGCAUUCACUCGCGUGAACCGAUCGCCGAAACACAGCAACCGCCUUCUGGAUCUUUUGGAGGAAUUUCGCAAGAGCAGAAACAACAG